CUCAAUCAUCUCUGUUCUCAGUUCAACUUUCUGUCUUCUUUUUCCUUUCCGAUUCUUUUUUCUCUGUCUCUGCCUGUGAACCGAAUGACAAGUGUGUGUCUUCAUUCCAAUCUCGUCUCGAGCUCUUUCGACCAUGGACCUGGACCGGUAUUCGGAUUUCUUCUCCCCAAUCGUAGAUUCAACAGUGCGAAAUUCUCGAACAGAAGAUGCGGUAGAGGCCGUUGGUUUCGUUUGGCUCGUAGACCUACCAUAAAUUGCGAAUUGAAAACAUGUUCAGAGGAGCUGCAAGUCAGGAGGUGCUCCCCUCUUUUAGAGAGUGUGUUGCUUCCAAGUGAUAGUGUCUCAGCCUCUGGGGAAUGGAAUGCAGUCCCAGACAUUUGGAAGACAUCAGCAGAAAGAUAUGGGGAUAGGAUAGCAAUGGUGGAUCCCUAUCAUAACCCACCUUCAGAGUUGACUUACAAUCAGCUCAAGCAGCAGAUUGUGGAAUUCUCUGAAGGUCUUAGAGUCGUUGGGCUGAAACCAGAUGAAAAGCUUGCCCUUUUUGCAGACAAUUCAUGCAGGUGGCUUGUAGCUGAUCAAGGAAUCAUGGCCACUGGAGCAAUUAAUGUGGUAAGAGGUACAAGGUCUUCUACUGAAGAACUAUUGCAAAUAUACAAUCACUCUGAAAGUGUUGCACUUGUUGUGGACAAUCCAGAUUUCUUCAACAAGAUCGCAGAAACAUUCAUUUCCAGGGCAGCUCUAAAAUUUAUCAUCCUUCUUUGGGGUGAGAAAUCAGAAAUAACUUCUAAAUUGACAGAAACCAGAGCAGUUUUUAGCUUCAAAGAGAUCAUAGAUUUGGGGCGAGAAAGCUGUCAAAAGUUUAUUGAAAACUCUCAUAAAGAAGAAGGUCGGAAGUACAUUUACGAAGCUAUCAACUCCAAUGAUGUUGCUACACUUGUUUAUACAAGUGGAACCACUGGCAAUCCAAAAGGAGUAAUGCUUACACAUAAAAAUCUAUUGCAUCAGAUAAGGAACUUUUGGGAUAGGGUACCUGCAGUGCCUGGGAAUAGGUUCUUAAGCAUGCUUCCAUCUUGGCAUGCAUAUGAGCGAGCUGCUGAGUACUUUAUUUAUACUUGCGGGGUUGAGCAAAUAUACACAACUGUGCAAAACUUGAAGGGAGAUUUGCAACGUUAUCAACCACAUUACAUUAUAUCCGUUCCUCUAGUAUAUGAGACACUUUACAGAGGAAUCCAGAAACAACUUUCUUCAAGCUCUAUUGCUCGAAAGCUUGUUGCACUUACAUUCAUCAAGAUAAGUUUGGUAUACAUGGAUUUCAAGAGGAUUUAUGAGGGAAAGUGCCUCACAAGAAAUCAGAAUCAACCUCCUUUUCUUGUUUCAAUGUUCGACUGGUUAUUGGCUAGAAUUAUUGCAGCAGUUUUGUGGCCAAUGCAUGCUGCAGGGUUGAAGCUUGUAUACUCUAAAAUUCAUUCAGCAAUUGGAAUAUCAAAGGCUGGUAUAAGUGGUGGUGGCAGUCUGCCAUUAUAUGUUGACAGGUUUUUUGAGGCAAUUGGCAUACAAUUGCAGAAUGGUUAUGGUCUAACCGAGGCUUCUCCUGUUGUUUCUGUUCGACGACCUGCUUGCAAUGUUCUUGGUUCGAUUGGGCACCCUCUUCGACAUACAGAUGUUAAAAUUGUAGAUUCGGAAACUGAUGAGGUUCUACCUUCUGGUUCAAAGGGCAUUGUUAAGGUUAGAGGGCCACAGGUGAUGAAGGGUUACUUUAAGAAUCCAUCUGCUACACAACAAAUCUUAGACAAGGAUGGCUGGCUUAAAACUGGUGAUAUUGGUUGGAUUGCUCCCAAUCAUUCAAGAGGGCGAAGUCGUCGCUGUGGGGGGGUGAUUAUUCUUGAAGGACGUGCAAAGGAUACUAUAGUUCUUUCAACAGGUGAAAAUGUCGAACCAUCAGAGUUAGAGGAAGCAGCGUUGCAAAGUAAUCUAAUUCAACAGAUUGUUGUUAUUGGCCAGGAUCAACGACGCCUGGGAGCUAUAAUUGUUCCAAAUAAAGAUGAGAUUUUACUUAAAGCAAAAAAGUUGUCUAGUUUAGAUGCUGAUGCUUCAGAACUCAGUAAGAAGAAAAAAAUAAACAAUCUUUUGCGUGAGGAGCUAAAAACAUGGAUUUCAGAGUGCUCAUUUCAGAUUGGACCAAUUCUGACAGUGGAUGAGCCUUUUACGAUUGAUAGUGGCUUAAUGACCCCAACCAUGAAAAUAAGGAGAGACAAAGUUGUAGCUAAAUAUAUUGAUCAAAUUGGUGAACUUUACAAGUAGGUUUUUAUCAAGAAGCUGUUGCUUGAAUCUAAGGUUCCUGCAACUUCAGUGAGGUCCCGCUGUCGGUGGACUAGAAUCAUGCCAAACAAAUGGAAUCUAUGUUUUAUCUGACACAUCAGGGACUCAAAUCAUUUUGAUAGCAUUUGAUGCUUGUGAUGUAUAUCACUGUUU
Molecule: messenger RNA, 2472 nt
Organism: Telopea speciosissima
Lineage: Eukaryota; Viridiplantae; Streptophyta; Magnoliopsida; Proteales; Proteaceae
Product: probable acyl-activating enzyme 16, chloroplastic
Exons: 18
Coding region: 85-2301 (738 amino acids)
Biological process (GO): fatty acid elongation
Cellular component (GO): chloroplast
Molecular function (GO): long-chain fatty acid [acyl-carrier-protein] ligase activity
Source: RefSeq, a predicted model, not a curated record